CUGAGUCUGUUCUUGGCAUGAAUCACACGCGCAUGAUGAUUUCCAGGCUCUUGAAGUGAGGAUAACGGGAAAAGAGAGAGAAAGGGAUUGGCAAAUUGAAAACAGUAAAAAUGGCUGGAUUAUCAGUACAGAAUUUGGAGACCUUGGAUAUCUCCAAAUUGACACCUGACUCACCUGAAAUUAUUAGUCGUCAGGCCACUGUCAACAUUGGCACAAUUGGUCAUGUUGCCCAUGGAAAGUCAACUGUAGUAAAAGCUAUCUCCGGCGUCCAGACUGUCAGAUUCAAGAAUGAACUUGAGCGUAACAUCACGAUCAAGCUCGGAUAUGCCAAUGCUAAGAUCUACAAGUGCAACAAUGCCAGAUGCCCUCCACCUGCAUGUUUCCGCUCCCAAGGUAGCAACAAGGAAGACUUAUUCCCUUGCGAUCGGCCGGGUUGUACCGGUAGCUUUGAGCUGAAGCGACAUGUGUCAUUCGUUGAUUGCCCUGGUCACGACAUCUUGAUGGCGACCAUGUUGAACGGUGCAGCUGUGAUGGAUGCUGCUCUGCUUUUAAUCGCUGGUAAUGAAACUUGUCCGCAACCUCAGACAUCGGAACAUCUCGCAGCCAUUGAGAUUAUGAAGCUGAAGCAUAUCAUUAUUUUGCAGAAUAAGAUUGAUUUGGUCAAGGAAAAUGUCGCUCUGGAGCAGCACCAGCAGAUCCUGAAGUUUAUUCAAGGUACCGUCGCAGAAGGCUCUCCAGUCAUCCCCAUCUCUGCUCAGUUGAAGUACAACAUUGAGGUGGUGUGCGAGUACCUUUGCCGCAAAAUUCCCACGCCGGAGAGAAAUUUCACCGCCGCACCUCACUUAAUCGUUAUCCGAUCAUUCGACGUGAACAAGCCCGGUUGCGAAGUUGAAGACUUGAAGGGUGGUGUUGCUGGAGGCAGUAUCCUGAAGGGUGUUCUCAAGGUCGGCCAAGAGUGUGAGGUCAGACCUGGAAUGGUGUGGAAAGACAACGAAGGAAAGGUCCACUGCCGGACAAUCCUGUCCAAGAUCGUCUCGCUCUAUGCCGAACAGAAUGACCUGCAGUAUGCUGUACCUGGCGGUCUCAUCGGUGUGGGAAUGAAGAUUGACCCAACACUUUGCCGUGCAGAUCGACUCGUUGGUCAGGUCCUUGGUGGAGUUGGUGCAUUGCCCGACAUCUUCACCGAGUUGGAAAUCUCAUAUUUCCUGCUGCGCCGCUUGCUCGGUGUGCGGACGGAAGGUGACAAGAAGGGUGCCAAGGUGGCGAAGUUGACCAAGGGUGAGGUGUUGAUGGUCAACAUUGGAUCAUUAAGUACCGGUGGCCGUGUCCUAGCUAUCCGUGCCGAUUUGGCCAAGAUUGCCCUAACACAGCCAGUGUGCACACAGAAGGGUGAACGUAUCGCUCUCAGUCGGCGCGUUGAGAAGCACUGGAGAUUGAUCGGCUGGGGACAGAUCCAGAGAGGAGUCACAAUCAAGGCAGAUGAGGCCGGUUUUGAACACAACUAGACACUUCUUGAUAUUCUCUCAUAUUUUUUACUUGUAGAUCUACCGGGAUGAGACAAAAAACAGUGGACAAAAUUCUGACCUUGAUUUUUGCAGAAAAUGUUAGAUGUGUGCUCCUACAACCCUCCUCUGUCGAGUAAUUCUAGGGCAUUUUUGUUAGUGUAAAGUCGAUGGCGGGUAGGAUGCCACAUCUUAAAAUGAUAUUGAUUUGAAGCAAUUGA
Molecule: messenger RNA, 1723 nt
Organism: Sycon ciliatum
Lineage: Eukaryota; Metazoa; Porifera; Calcarea; Leucosolenida; Sycettidae
Product: eukaryotic translation initiation factor 2 subunit 3-like
Exons: 14
Coding region: 111-1505 (464 amino acids)
Biological process (GO): formation of translation preinitiation complex
Cellular component (GO): cytosol; eukaryotic translation initiation factor 2 complex
Molecular function (GO): tRNA binding; GTPase activity; GTP binding
Source: RefSeq, a predicted model, not a curated record